AUGCAGGAGUUUCUUAACUAUUUGUGCAACCAAAUCAUACCCGUGGACUUGAUGGACGUGUUCCAACAGGCGGGUGUGCCGUUCUUUGAAGGCUGCUUGAUCGUGGAAGUGCAUGACCACCGCAAGCGGACGACCAACCCCGAACCCGCCACGUCUCAAUACAAAGCAGAUGGGCGCCGUGAACGCCCUAGCGACACUUCUAUGUAUUAUUUGAGGGAGGGCGGUCGUUAUGGUUUUCAUUACACUCGCUACGGUGGACACUCGCACCCCUCUAAUGAGGAUACAGCCUUAGGCCCAGAUGGCGUCGAAGUAUACCGACUUGUAUUGCGCCCCUCCGAUGAGAGCUUGUGGAAUGACCUACGCAUGAUGGAUGCCCGCGCGGGCGGCCAGUGGUCUGAUGAAGACGCCCUUGCGAUCGAGGCGCAAAUCGUCAACCUCACAGCACCACCACUGUGUCUAACACCUGAUCCUCAUGUUACACGGAUUGCUAAUCUCAUGCUCAGCAGCACAGUUCCACCCUCGUUCUACACUGGCUCCCUGUCUUCUGACCCCUACACAUCCCAUCCCGUCACGGGUCACCGUCUGAACAGCAUCGAGUUGGAAAAAGCGAAGAGUGAGGACGUGCGGCGCGAGCAGAUUAUGCAAAUUAUGAAAGAUGGCUGGAAAUCCGAUCCAGGUCACUCGUCACGCGAUGGAACUCAUCACGGGGCCUCAUUUAUGCCAAGGUGUGACUCUGAAGAUACUGGGUCACCGGCUGUUUCCGGUUUGGACGGAGCCAAAGGCGAUGCAAAAAAGCCCGCCAGUGCGAAAAAGAAGCGCGUCAAGGAGCCGGAAGAUACAAAGCAGGCUCCUCCGGCUGUCGCCGGGCCGACAACGGGGGAUACUAAGUCCAAGACAAAACGACGCAAGAAAGACGCCUCUCCCAUUUCAGCGACUGAGGAAAAGAAACAGAAAAGGGCAUCAGGCGCUAACAGCAUGUCACCGAGCAACCCAGCGGCUCGUGGCUUGCCAGCCAUGGCAGGCAAAAUGGAGGGCCUUAGUCUUCCUGGGUCGAAACUUGCCAGUGCCAUGCUACCCGGAUACCAAGCGAGUCCCCCUAUGGGUGUAAGCGUGGGAAUAAAUCCACUGGCUCCAGGCAUGGGCCAGGGCGCUACUACGGGUUCGCCGUUUGUGCCGCCAGGCAGCCAGGUUUCAAGUGCAAAAGCGACAGGCUCCUGGUUUAUGUCUUCAUGA
This is a messenger RNA of Malassezia sympodialis ATCC 42132, 1233 nucleotides long. RefSeq lists its product as uncharacterized. Gene Ontology annotation, cellular component: SAGA complex. The record is from RefSeq and is a predicted model, not a curated record. Gene Ontology annotation, biological process: regulation of transcription by RNA polymerase II. The transcript is spliced from 2 exons. Gene Ontology annotation, molecular function: transcription coregulator activity. NCBI's taxonomy places the organism in Eukaryota, Fungi, Basidiomycota, Malasseziomycetes, Malasseziales, Malasseziaceae. Bases 1 to 1233 code for a protein of 410 amino acids.